Molecule: messenger RNA, 561 nt
Organism: Funneliformis caledonium
Lineage: Eukaryota; Fungi; Glomeromycota; Glomeromycetes; Glomerales; Glomeraceae
Source: the annotation of a GenBank genome assembly
AAGAAACUAACGGUAACGGGCUUCAGAACAAAAAUAUAGAUGAAGAUGUCAUAUGUCGUUCUCAAUCACCAGCAACUUCAAAGAAAAGAAAGGCGAUUUCUGAUGAAUGCAAUGGAAAAGAUGGACAAGAAUCGUCUUUACGUGCUCAAAGCAAUAAACGGGUUAAACGCCGAUUUAAGAAGGACUCACAGAAUAAUUCUAGCAAUAUUGCAUCAUCUUCAUUUUCUGAAACUUCCAAUACAAUCGUUCCUGCAGUUUCAAUUUCUUCUAUCACUGCAAAGUCUCGUAAAGGGCUUGACCCAAGCGAAAGGCCUGAACUAUCUGCUAUGGAAAAUAGAUUUUGGGAGAUGGCGGCUUUAUUGGAUAGUUCACCUUUGGCUAGUUUAAAUUCAAAAUAUCGAGCUCCUGCACCUUCUAAGAAACGCUACGAUUUGAAUUAUGUUUCUUCAAUAACAAAUAAGAAAUCCGAUAAUGUUAAAAAGAUCGAUAUUAGUGGCGAUCCUGAAGUUGUCCUAUCCGUAGCAUUUUAUAAUCUAUUUGUUCUGCUAGAGUUUCAUCAAU